Fonsecaea nubica is the source of this 1380-nucleotide messenger RNA. Its product is annotated as putative peroxisomal-coenzyme A synthetase. Bases 1 to 1380 code for a protein of 459 amino acids. The transcript has 2 exons. The record is from RefSeq and is a predicted model, not a curated record. Gene Ontology annotation, biological process: protein phosphorylation. Lineage: Eukaryota; Fungi; Ascomycota; Eurotiomycetes; Chaetothyriales; Herpotrichiellaceae. Gene Ontology annotation, molecular function: ATP binding; protein serine/threonine kinase activity; protein binding. Gene Ontology annotation, cellular component: cytoplasm.
AUGACUUCACCAGACGUUCGGCCAGAACCCCACCCUUCCACAGUCUUUUCCCUCGUCCCUAUCAAUCCAAGGGCAAAAGCGGUGCUGGACCACCCCUCCAACGGUCACCUGAUCUCUGUUGUCCACAAUCCCGACGAUCCCUUGAACAAUUUGGGAAUCAACGUGGGUCCGCACAUUAGUUCAUCCUCACAAUAUGCCCUGACGACACUCGGACGGGGUGGUACAGACAUCACACUGGAAGGAGCAACCAUUUCACGCACCCACUGCUCUUUUGACAUUAACCAGGAAUUCGGUACGAUUCUCCUUCACGAUCGAUCAACGGCUCAGGCAACCAACUUCUUCGGUGAAGAUCGUCAAUCCUUUGAAAAAGGCCGAAUCCGACGAGUCGUUGUCGCCCCGGCGGUGAACACCCUUCUAGGCAUUGGCGGCCACGAUGGCCGACAACUUUUGUUCAAGCUGCUUUGGCACAAAGAAGUGAUCAAUUGGAAGGACAUGCUGAAGAUUCAAAGUCAAAAUUCUUGUGACACCCGAACUGUAUCAUCUUCUAGAUGUCCAACAUCGCUUAACACCCCUGCGGCACCAUCUUCCACGGCCCGCUAUGCUAGCCUCCACAAGAUAGGUACAGAAACCUUUGGGGAUGUCUGGCAGGCAGUCGAGACCGACACUGGCAUGCUUAUAACUGUCAAGGUUGUAAAAGAUUAUGUGCAUGGCACCAAUGACGUGCGACGGAUGAUGGUAAAACGAGAACUUGAUACUCUUGCGAAGCUCUCUCAUCCGCAUGUUGUUGAGUGUAAGGGCUUUUGGCAAGAUCUCGGAUCUCUUACAAUUCUCAUGGCCCUGAGAGAUGGGAACGUUGAGGACUUGAUUCAUCAAGGGGUCUCUGAGCCAACCUCUGACCGACACCUGGCUGUGACUGUUUUACGCCAUGUUCUUAUCGGGAUUCAUUAUCUCAGCAGCAAGAACAUCGCGCAUCGCAAUCUCAAACCAGCGAAUAUCAUUUUCACCAAGAACACAGAGGCGGGCUGCCAGUUUCAGAUCACCGACUUUAGCGUUGCAAACUCUGCAAGCAAUACCACGACUGUGGUGAUGUCACCCCGAUAUGCAGCUCCUGAGGUUCUGUGCAGUGACGGUAGGCUCCAGACCUCCAAGGCCGAUAUCUGGUCUCUAUUCGUCACUAUGGCACAUGUCCUGAACGUGGAUGGCUAUAGGGACAAAACUUUUGGCACACACGCCGAAAUAAUCCAAUCCGCGUGCAACGCAGCCGAAGACCGGGAUAUGUCUGACAUCAAAGAUAUGGUUAUUGUAGAGCCUGAGGAACGGGCUUCAGCGGCUCAGAUGCUACAGAGACUUCUUGGAGGGGAGCUUGGCUACGCCGCCUGA